Molecule: messenger RNA, 1910 nt
Organism: Dendroctonus ponderosae (mountain pine beetle)
Lineage: Eukaryota; Metazoa; Arthropoda; Insecta; Coleoptera; Curculionidae
Gene: Idh3a
Product: probable isocitrate dehydrogenase [NAD] subunit alpha, mitochondrial
Exons: 7
Coding region: 99-1250 (383 amino acids)
Biological process (GO): tricarboxylic acid cycle; isocitrate metabolic process
Cellular component (GO): mitochondrion
Molecular function (GO): NAD binding; magnesium ion binding; isocitrate dehydrogenase (NAD+) activity
Source: RefSeq, a predicted model, not a curated record
UCUGCUUAAUUUCCAUAACACUGCAUUUCAACUUCAUUGCAAUCACUUUGGGUGAUAGUUAACGUGCGCCUUUGAGUUUGAUACAAAAAAACGUUGGAAUGUCUGGUUUUUUCAAUGGGAAAAAUAUCAACGAAUUGUUUAGCGGGCUGCUUCGGUUCCUGGCUAAAAAUCCGCCAAAGAAUAGCGGUAGAACCGCAGAAAUUGUUUCCAGCAAACCGAUUAGCUCAAGACUCUACAGUAGUGAAAUAAAGAAGUGCACCCUCAUACCUGGCGAUGGAAUUGGCCCUGAAAUAUCUGCUGCAGUUCAACAGAUCUUUGAAUCAGCCAAGGUUCCUAUCGAAUGGGAAUCUGUGGAUGUUACUCCUGUAAGGGGCCCAGAUGGAAAGUUUGGCAUCCCCCAAGCUGCCAUUGACUCUGUUAACAGGAACAAAAUCGGUCUUAAAGGACCAUUAAUGACCCCAGUUGGUAAAGGACAUCGAUCUCUGAACUUAGCCUUAAGGAAAGAAUUCAAUUUAUAUGCCAACGUGAGACCAUGUAGAAGCUUAGAGGGAUACAAAACUCUUUAUGAUGAUGUGGACGUGGUAACAAUAAGAGAAAACACUGAAGGUGAAUACUCAGGCAUUGAGCAUGAAAUUGUUGAUGGUGUAGUACAAAGUAUCAAGCUAAUCACUGAAGAUGCUUCAAGAAGAGUGGCGGAAUUUGCAUUCCAAUACGCUAAAGAGAACAAGAGAAAGAAGGUCACUGCCGUACAUAAAGCCAAUAUUAUGCGUAUGUCAGAUGGUCUUUUCCUUCGUUGUUGUCGCGACAUGGCCAAGAAGUAUCCCGACGUCAAAUUUGAGGAAAGAUAUUUGGAUACCGUGUGUCUUAACAUGGUACAGGACCCCUCAAAAUACGAUGUUUUGGUAAUGCCUAACUUAUACGGUGAUAUAUUGUCAGAUAUGUGCGCUGGUCUAGUAGGAGGACUGGGUCUAACACCCUCGGGAAACAUUGGUCUUAACGGAGCUUUGUUUGAAUCGGUCCAUGGAACUGCUCCGGACAUCGCAGGUCAAGACAAAGCCAAUCCGACUGCUCUCUUGCUUUCUGCAGUCAUGAUGCUUAGGUACAUGCAACUCACUCCAUAUGCGGACAAAAUAGAGCGUGCAUGCUUUGAAACCAUCAAAGAAGCCAAAUACUUGACAGGUGAUUUGGGCGGAAAAGCGAAAUGCUCAGAAUUUACGAAUGAAAUCUGUAGCAAAAUCUCCCAGUCUUAACUGGAACGUAAGUAAAAUUUGAGCAGUUAUAUUUCAGGGUUCUUUAUUUAAUUUUGCAGGCGGAUAAGAUUAAAGAAGCAUUUUUAUUGUUUGACAGUGAUUUAUGCACUUUUCUCAAUUAACUUUUCACAAGAUUACACAAAAUGACAAAUACUUAUCCGAUAUUAAUAUUGUUGAUUCAUUGUGCCUUGUUUUAUAGUAAGUAUAAAAAAGUCGUUUCAAUAUAAACAUAAUAAUUAAAUUGUUUUAAGUAUGUUGAACACCUGUUACUGUUUAUACUUGCAAGAUCUGUGCGAUUUUUCAUUUCAUACCAAUGCUGUCAAGUAAUGAAGGCAAUGUAGACCAAAAAUAUCACCAUAGAACGUAUUUAUUUAUUUUUUUUUAGGUUUGUUGUAUUAUGAUCUAGAAGUUUUGUCAGUGUAAAAUGUUUUGGAACAAUUACUUUCCUGUCUAUAACCCUUUUUGAGAGUAUCCAAUUGCAUUAGGACAUCAGAAAGUACUUUCUAGUGUUGUAUAGAUUUUUAAAAUGUAAUUAAUUGUUUGGAGAUUAGUUCGUAUCUAGUACAUUUUUCCAAUUCAUGUUACCAUUUUAUCGAAUUAAUUACCAAUAAUUAAUGUAUAUAUUAUUUAUUUACGAAUUAUAGGAUACAUUUCAACAGU